Messenger RNA from Westerdykella ornata, 1587 nucleotides. RefSeq lists its product as uncharacterized. The coding region runs from base 491 to 1444 and encodes 317 amino acids. The record is from RefSeq and is a predicted model, not a curated record. The transcript is spliced from 4 exons. NCBI's taxonomy places the organism in Eukaryota, Fungi, Ascomycota, Dothideomycetes, Pleosporales, Sporormiaceae.
GUGAUGCUUAGGACGCGGCUGGACUCUAGCGGAUAGAUUGCUUGAUAUGGACAAAGAUAAGUGAGUUUUGUGUCCGUUUUGCUAGUUCUUUACUGAUGCGAGAAGAGUGCGAUGGAGUCGGCUGUUACUGUCGGGGUCCUGUAGGUGCAAAUACAGCAGAGAGACGAAUGCAAUGUAAAAAUAGCACUCGGCGACGGUUUCUUUAAAGGUCAAUAUCGCGCCUUUCGAGGAAGCUGACUCUUUGGGCAAAAGUUGUAUCCGGACUUUACUCCCCUUGACCCGACCGACUUUCCGCUUCCCGCACCAGAUUCCGUACUGCAUACGAUGCAAAGUGUGGGGCCGGCACGUUACAGUCCCUCGAGCUUGCUUUUUUGAUUUCGAAUCUCUUGUUUCUCCCCUCUCUGCAUCUUGUCGACCACUCCUUCCGCGGCACUCUUCGCCUGUACAGCGUAGCGAUCCGCACCGUGUCACUUAGGCUUGGCCAGGAAGCAUGCGGUCCCCUGGGUGCUGGUUUGGGCUCCUACCCCUCCAUAUCUGGCUCUUGACGUCGCCUGGACUUGCGGAAGUGAAGCCGUAUAUCAUCACGGCCGCCGAGUACAACACCGAAUGUAAAACGUGCCCGAGGUCGCUAUGCCCGAAUGUACUGGCGUAUUCCACGGAUGAUAGUUUUAACGCUACGUGCUGGACGAGAGGCACGAGGAUCAUUGAUGGGAAUCUAUGGUUGAAGAGCGAGGCAGGCUGUUAUGUAACCCAGUAUGAUGUACUGGAGUACGACGGCGACUACACGACCGAUCUGAAGUACUGUGGCAAAGCCUCGGAAGAAUGGCACAUAACAGAGGAAGAUGCGACAAUCCGAUACAAAGCAGAGUGCAGGAUAUGUCCUGGUAUCAGCUGUGAUAUUGUCGCAUACCUACGACAAGACACCGAUGUGACUCUUACAUGUUGGACUACGGAGGGUCAGGUUGUCAUCGACGAUCCCUACUGGCUGAAAACGACGAACAAUUGCUACGUUUCUCGGAAACAUCUCUACUCAAAACCAGACAUAACAUACUUAGACAACUGCGGUCCUAUUCCCUUGCUGGAAAUUGAGAAACACAACAAUGAGAACGGCACAUCCGAUGUGAACAAGCGGGAGGCGGCUCCGGUACCUGAGCCGGUCGAGCUUGCACCAAGCUAUUUGAUCAACGUCACCGUUGGCGAGGAGUAUGCAUACUGUCGUAGCUGUGCGAAGAAGACAUGCAAAGCGGAAAGGCGGUAUCCCUUCAACGCAGAGGUGUUCUUGCAGUGUCUGGUACCCCCGAGGCCGAGCGACGGAGCUAACGCGACCUAUUGGAGCGAGACAACUGACUUCUGUUAUGUGGAGAAUUCGGACUUCUGGGAGUCUCCGGAGGGCGACUGUAAGUCCGACGCUUUGCAUAAUCACAGCAAGACUGACCGAGAUUAGACUACCGUAUGCCGCUUUGCAAUUAUUUCGAGGAUCCUGAUUACGGAGAUGAUGAGGAGGAGGGGAAAUAAUAGACGUGGGGCCGGCGCUCGAUAUUUUCGGUGCUCCAAGCCCUGAGCUCUCUGGGUCUGUAUAAUACCGGU